Messenger RNA from Pelodiscus sinensis (Chinese soft-shelled turtle), 2142 nucleotides. The record is from RefSeq and is a predicted model, not a curated record. Lineage: Eukaryota; Metazoa; Chordata; Testudines; Trionychidae.
AUGGCUCUGCUGGUUUGUGGUGGGAUGCUGGCCCUCCCGGCUGCAGGACGACCCCGCCCAGCACUCCUGUUCUGGAAAGGGCCUCAGCCCCAGCCUGCUCCUCCCCGCCUGGGUCCUGGCCCGGUGACAGGGCUGGGCCCGGGGCCAGAGAAGCGGCUGAGGCGAGAGGUGUGUGAGCAGGGCGCUGUCCCCGAGCCGCGCCCCGUCCCUCGCAGUGUCCAGGGGACGCGCUCGCAGCCUGGCUCCUCUCGCCCAGACUUCGUGCUGGCCUGGGAAGCAGACCCCCAGGAGCGGGAGGGGCAGAAUGAAGAGGCCGGUGCUGAGCGCGAGGGGCCCCGGCAGAAGAGAGCUGUCGACAGCCACAGGAUUUGGCGGAAGAAGUUUCUGAACAAGCUCCAGGCUGCUGGGAUCUGUAUUGAAAAGGUAGCUGGGUCCUUUCUGGGUCCCACGCAGUGGGGCUCGUGUCCCUGUGGUGAGAGACCGUCUCUUUGCUUCCAGCUGCAUGAGAUCCUGGCCACCACGCCCUACGGCCACGCCAGGGAGGGGCAGGUCGGGGUGGAUCGGCUGCUGAGUGAGGGAGUCUUUGCCGCUGCGUUUCCCCUGCAUGAGGUAAAUGCGGAGUCGCUCGGGCCUCAGAAAACUCACCCUGCGCCUUUCCCAGAGAAUGCAGGGUGACCGGGGGGGCUCCCCCAGCACUGGGCAAGGUGGGGGAAAUGGAGCAGCUGCCAGCCACUGGACCACAUCCGCAGGUACUUUGGCGAGAAGAUCGCACUCUACUUCGCCUGGCUGGGUGAGUAUGAUCCCCAGAGUCCGCUGCAGCCCGCCCCUCUCGAGAGCCUGCAGCCCUCACCCCUGCCUCCGCCCGGCUCCCAUGCUCCCAUAGCUGGGGUCAACCUCAUCUUCAUCCUCAUCCUCUCCAAGAUCUACAUCGCGCUGGCCCAUUUCCUCACCAAGUGGGAGAUGCACCGGACACAGACCAAGUACGACGACGCCUUCACCUUCAAGGUGUUUGUCUUCCAGUUUGUCAAUUUCUACUCCUCGCCCAUCUACAUCGCCUUCUUCAAGGGCAGAUCCCUGGGCGCCUGGCAGGGGGGACCAACAGCAGCUGUGGUCAGUGCCCAGGGCCGCUCACCCCCACGGCAACUGCAGACUGAGGCGUGUCUCUGCACCACAGUCCUGCAGUUUGGCUUCAUCACCAUCUUCGUGGCGGCCUGCCCGCUGGCGCCGCUGUUCGCUUUGCUCAACAACUGGGUGGAGAUCCGCCUGGACGCCCAGAAGUUUGUGUGCGAGUACCGGCGCCCGGUGGCCUACCGUGCCCAGGACAUCGGCGUCUGGUUCCUCAUCCUGGAGGUGCUGGCUCAAAUCUCCGUCAUCGUCAACGCCUUCCUCAUUGCCUUCACCUCGGACUUCCUGCCCCGGCUGUAUUACCAGUACACCCACGCCAGCGACCUGCAGGGCUACGUUAACUUCACGCUGGCCUACGCGCCCCCCGCCUUUGCCACAGAGCACAACGGCACCUGCAGGUACCGAGCGUACAGGGAUGAGAGCGGCAGGCACUCGCUGACCUACUGGAACCUACUAGCCAUCCGCCUGGGCUUCAUCAUCAUAUUUGAGCACGUGGUUUUCGCCAUUGCUCGUGUGAUAGACCUGAUAGUGCCCGACAUUCCCGAGUCGCUGGAGAUCAAGGUGAAGCGAGAACGGUACCUGGCCAAGCAGGCACUGGCUGAGAACAAGGUAACGCGCCGGCUGCGAGGGGCCAGGGGCCUUUACUCUGCAGUAGCUGAGCCGCGGGACAGCGGGAUGCCCAGCCGACUUGGAGCAGACCCUGAAAUCCGUUACCUGGCUUCUUUGGCGUCUUUCCUGGGGCACUGCGCUGCCCGCUCCUGGAGCACGGCGAGGCGAGCCCCUGCUGUUCUGGCUCCAGGCCUUCCCCUCUUCCUAAUCCCUCUCUCCAUGGUCACAGCGGGGCCCUUCGCUCAUUUCACAGAGCCCCACUGUUUGGUGCCGUGGCCGCAGGGUCUGCUGCUGGGUCAUAGAACGCAAGGCACCGAGCUCCUGCCCCCUUGCAAUGCACCUAGUGCCAAAGGGGUUUGGGCGCCAGAGCCCCUGCUGUUCUGGCUCCAGGCCUUCCCCUCUUCCUAA